Messenger RNA from Halichondria panicea, 1191 nucleotides. RefSeq lists its product as uncharacterized. Lineage: Eukaryota; Metazoa; Porifera; Demospongiae; Suberitida; Halichondriidae. The coding region runs from base 1 to 1083 and encodes 360 amino acids. The transcript has 5 exons. Gene Ontology annotation, molecular function: protein binding. The record is from RefSeq and is a predicted model, not a curated record. Gene Ontology annotation, biological process: regulation of apoptotic process.
AUGGAGGUAGCUUUUCGUAUUACAGUUGUGAACAUCUCCCAUGCUCUGAGUAGCUCUGACUUGGAGAAGAUCGUUUAUCUCUUUGCCAUCCCUGAACAAGACGGAAAAAACACUUCACUCUCAGUAUUGAAGAGGCUUGAAAGAGACGGCAAAUUCUCUGCUACUAAGCCAGAGGGGCUGGACAAGUUGCUUCAAGAUAUUCAUCGCAGCGACCUCAGUGGUCAAGUAAGUGAUUAUUGUAGUCGAUUCAGACAUUGUAAAAGUUAUUGUUGCGGCUUGAGUCAAUGUCGGCGUGUUGUUGAGCUAACGGAACUGUGUGUACAAGAGGCUGAUAACACUAGGAAAAGAAUAUUAGAUCUUCAGCAAAAGUUGGAGAAGUUCUCAGAAAAUCAGCGAAACACGCCCUCCACAGAUAAGUUUUAUAGAGAAAUGGGAGAUCACUUUAGAGUGGUUCAAAGCGACUUUAACAAGUUCCUAAUUUCACCACUUCAAGACUUGCAACAGUUGGUGGGAUUGUCGGACAACAUCGCAGGCUCUGUAGGAAAAGAAGGAGACGAGCCAACUACAGCUGGAGUAAACCCCUCUACCAAAUCCACCAUCACUGUUAAACCCACCUCGAGCCAAUGGGAGGCGGGGCAAACGGAAGAUUAUGACAUUUUGGAGCCGAUUGGUUCACAGGACAACUUUGGAGGGAAAUCACUCGCCACUCGAAUACCAAUUCCAACUAGAGCAACUAAAGUAUCAUCUGGUCACAGCUCUCCCAGUAGCAGUCCAGUGCAGCUCAGACAUAGGACGCCGUUGAGUAGUCCCCAGAGGGGGCGUAGCAGAGACUACGAGUCAGGGGGUAGUCCCCAAAGGGGGCGUAGCAGAGAUUCCUCUUCCCUCACCAGCUCAACUGAUGACAGUGGAUUUGCUGAGUUGAAAUUACUUCACGGUCGUUAUAGCGCAGGCAAUCGCCCUCGUAAUGACAGCCUCCGCCACACUUGGAGAGAGUCUCGGGAGUACACCUCCCUGGACCUAGCCACUUGCAUCAAUCAAAGUUCAGACUACAUGAACAUUCAUUCAAAAACUCCAAAAAAAUGACGAACAGUUUUCUUAUUCAUUCCAUACCGUACCAGCACACUCCCUGUUUGUUUGUCUGUCUCACAUAUUUGGUAAACAACAUUCCCUUAUAAAUUAUGUCAUAUGAAA